CAAGAUGUCGUCGCUUGAGCAGAGACUCUCCCGAAUCGAGGAGAAAUUGAAGCAAGAAAAUAAAGAAGCUCGAAGACGAAUUGACCUCAGUAUCGACAUGAGUCCACAACGUUCGUGCCCACGCCCAAUCAUCGUGAUCCAGCUCAGUCCUGCUCCAGCCCCCUCUCAGCGUGCAGCUUUGCAGUUGCCACUGGCAAAUGAUGGUGGAAGCCGCUCGUCAUCGUCGGAGAGCUCGCCCCAGCACCACUCGUACCCUGGCAGACCCCGACACAUGCUCACACUGCCCACCCCACCGUACGGCCUGCAGAAGAGCCUGGAGAAUGCCGAAAUAGACCAGAAGCUGCAGGAGAUCAUGAAACAGACGGGUUACCUGAAAAUGGACGGCCAGCGGUACCCUGCAGAGGUAACUGAUCUGAUCAGCGAGGGCGAAAUCGGCAGUGGCACCUGUGGGCAGGUGUUCAAAGUGCGCUUCAAGAAAACAGGCCACAUCAUCGCUGUGAAGCAAAUGCGGCGGACGGGUAAUAAGGAUGAGAAUAAGAGGAUUCUGAUGGAUCUGGAUGUGGUUCUGAAGAGCCAUGACUGCCCAUACAUCAUUCAGUGCUAUGGAGCUAUAGUCACCAAUACGGACGUGUUCAUCGCCAUGGAGCUGAUGGGGACAUGUGCAGAAAAGCUGAAGAAGAGGAUCCAGGGCCCCAUACCAGAGUGCAUCCUGGGGAAGAUGACUGUGGCGAUAGUGAACGCUUUGCUGUACCUGAAAGAGAAGCACGGCGUGAUUCACCGAGACGUCAAGCCGUCCAACAUCCUGCUGGACGAUAAAGGCCAGAUCAAACUCUGCGACUUCGGCAUCAGUGGACGCCUCGUCGAUUCCAAGGCCAAGACCCGCAGUGCAGGCUGCGCCGCCUACAUGGCGCCUGAGAGAAUAGACCCUCCAGAUCCAAGUAAGCCUGACUAUGACAUCAGAGCCGACGUCUGGAGUCUUGGCAUCUCUCUGGUGGAGCUAGCCACUGGGCAGUUUCCAUAUAAGAACUGUAAGACAGACUUUGAGGUUCUGACCAAAGUGCUGCAGGAGGACCCUCCUCUCUUGCCUCUUAGCAUGGGCUUCUCUCUGGACUUCCAGUCCUUCGUUAAAGACUGCCUCACGAAAGAUCACAGAAAAAGGCCAAAAUACCACAAGCUGCUUGAGCACAGCUUCAUCCGGCGCUACGAGGUGCUGGAGGUGGACGUGGCGGGCUGGUUCCAGACCGUGAUGGAGCGCACGGAGUCUCCGCGCAGCAGCCAGUGCUACAGCCAGCACCAACUCCACUCGCUCUUCAGCAGGUAGCCAGCAGAGGGAGACAGAGAGACGGCUGGAAAAGCAGAGGGAGAUGGACGAAGAGAGAGGGUUGUACGUGAAGGGGCAGAGGAACGGAAAGUGCUGGUUGAGGGAGGGGUGGAGCGCUUGCUUGUGGACAUUGAGGCAGAUGGAUGGAUGGAGUUUGAAGAGAUGGUGGGAGUCUGACUGACAGACAGACAAGGGGCAAGUGUGAUGUAAAUUUGAAAGAAAAAAAUUUGUUUAUUUUUGAUUUUUCUUCGUUCUCAUCCACCAGCCUAUCAGGACGGACAUUAGCGUUAGGAGUCGCUAGUCGCGCACAUUCGCAUGUAUCCCAACGCAUAUCGUGUCAUACAGUUCCCCUAUGGACAUAAGCUCUAGACCACCGCGUAGUGUGGAGUAGCCACAGAUGGGUAUGCAGCCCAAGGAGACCCGUUGGUGGCUGCGUUCCGUCUGUGUCUGUGUGUGUGUGUGAGAGAGAGAGAAAGAGGGAGAGAAUGGGAGAAGUGGACAAUGUGUGGUCAUUCUGCAUAGUGUGUGUACAGUAGUGAUCAUAUCGAUAAGAGGUCAUUCAGCCUUGUGCUCUCUAGGUUCAUAUCCUCCAUAGCCCCUUACUCAGGGACUGAACAGAGUAGUCAGACAGCACUGAGCCUGUGUGUGUGUGUGUGUGUGUGUGUGUGUGUGUGUGUGUGUGUGUGUGUGUGUGUGUGUGUGUACUAAGUCUUAUUAGACCUACAUUUUACUAUAUGGCAAGUCCUUCCUAUCCUAUACAACACAGAAUAGCUGCAUGUCCUUGGGUAUUUAUUUAAAGGGAUCAGGAAAGGACUUGGAUAGUAUUCUGAAUAAUGUCUGAUUUUUAUGUGUGCUACUUACAGGGCAUAAAAUAAUAUGAUGCUAACACAGCAUUUGAACUUGGAAGUAGUACUAUCAUGGACGAAUAUUUUGAUUGACUAAGUGAAAUAUAGAGAUGUUUGCUGAAGGGAUCUUGUUUUAUCGUAAAGAGAAAAUACAAAAAAAAUUAGUUUAGCUCGUAGCAUUUUUAUAUAGCCUAUAUUUUAUACACACCUCAGGAGUGUGGGAGGUAUGCAAGCGGGGCAAAGAUGGAGAAAGCAAAUCCAUAAAUUGCUUGUUUGGAAGAAUUGAUGUCAUUUGGAAGACGUUUUGAUAAAACGACCGUCCAACAGACUGCUUAAAGAAGUGAUGGAUGAAAAGGAAAGUUGUCGUGGUGAGCAGUGGGCGGGGGGGUGAAGAGCAGGAGAGGAACGCAGCCUACGGCCGAAGAGAGGAGGCUGAGGACAGAGUUGUGGUCUUGAAUAAUUAUUUCUUGAAGGUGACAGUGUCUCAGUGGAACAGUUUUGCACUGACACCCAGUGACACCAGCAAAUUCUCGUGACUGCCACCUCCAUCCCACCCCCAUCUCUUCCCUUUCUGUCGUUGUGCUCGUUCCACCAGUGAAUCCAUACGUCGUUAUCCUGCUCGAUGUGGUUUCCCUCGGAACGUUGGCGUUCCAGGAAACCUACGCGAUUCUCCCUCCACUUUCCACCACGGCAAUCCCAGGCAGCCAGUCCUAACGCACGCGCCAUCCUCUCAAGAGCCUCCGGCCCCUUAAAGCCAAACCGCACAACAAGUGCAUUGGUGGCAAA
Molecule: messenger RNA, 2952 nt
Organism: Electrophorus electricus (electric eel)
Lineage: Eukaryota; Metazoa; Chordata; Actinopteri; Gymnotiformes; Gymnotidae
Gene: map2k7
Product: mitogen-activated protein kinase kinase 7
Biological process (GO): protein phosphorylation
Molecular function (GO): ATP binding; protein kinase activity
Source: RefSeq, a predicted model, not a curated record